AUGGCCUCAUCCCAGCAGGAGCCCGCGUACGACCCUCAGCGGACAGGCUCAUGGCUUGUCUGCACAGCUUGUGGCACCCAGUUUCCUACAGCAGACCCCAAGGCCGUCACAACAUGCCGUAUCUGCGACGACCCCCGCCAGUUCACCCCGCGCACCGGGCAGGCCUUCACAACGCUUGACACUCUGCGCCAAAAGCACAAGAAUACAUUCACCCCAUUUCCUUCUGAUGAUCGCUUCACCUCCAUCAGCAGCGAGCCCAAGUUCGCCAUCGGCCAGCGCGCGAUUCUCGUCAAAACGCCCCACGGCAACGUCCUCUGGGACUGCAUCACGGUCCUUGAUGAUGAGACCAUCAAACGGAUCAAGGAUCUCGGUGGGCUCAAGGCCAUCGUCAUCAGCCAUCCACACUACUACUCCACCCAUGUAGAGUGGGCGUGUGCGUUCCAGUGUCCCGUGUACUUGGCUGCCGAGGACAAGGAGUGGACAGUCCAGACCUCGACAUGGCAGAACUUCAUCACGGAGACUGAGUUCAACGUCCCACUCAAAGGUACUGGGAGUUCCGAUGGCGAUGAAGUCAAAGUUCUCAAGCUGGGUGGCCACUUUCCGGGGUCCUUUGUCACACUGUAUGACAAGCGUCUCCUCAUUGCCGACACGCUGGUCACCACGCCAGCAGGCCUGGGAAACUGGGACACCGACGCGCUUGGUGAGCCGCGACCCCUCACGGACAGGGCAGCGCGGGACCCGCCGAACCGCCGUCCACUGGGGAUGAACUCAUUCAGCUUCAUGUGGAGCAUUCCCAACAUGAUUCCGCUCAGCGCCGACGAGAUUGCCAAGAUGUGGGCAGUCCUGGGGAAGCACGAGUUCCGCAGCACGCACGGCGCCUUUGUGGGGGUCGAUGUCGAGGCCGAGGUCACGGAGAUGAGGAGGCGGGUACUUGAGAGCAUGCAGAUACAGAUCCGCUACAUGGGCUACGUCGAGCACGCAAUGCUCACAGAGAACUAA
Microdochium trichocladiopsis is the source of this 999-nucleotide messenger RNA. Its product is annotated as metallo-beta-lactamase family protein. Bases 1 to 999 code for a protein of 332 amino acids. Lineage: Eukaryota; Fungi; Ascomycota; Sordariomycetes; Xylariales; Microdochiaceae. The transcript has a single exon. The record is from RefSeq and is a predicted model, not a curated record.